UCAAACUCUGACAGACACUGAUCACAGUAAGACAUCCGAGCAACACCUUUUAAAGACAAGCCGCUUUGAAAUACGCAACCAUUCAGACGAAGUAGUAGGAAGCAGAAACUGAGGCAGAUAGGAAGCCUUUAAAAGAGACGGUGAGUUGACCUCCUGAGCUUCUAGUGUGCUAGAAGUCAGAGGAAGGAGAUGCUGCUGAGGUGAAGGGAAAGGAUUAAGGUGUUAAAGCUUAAGUUCCUGAUGGCGUCUGCUUCUGGUAGCAGAGAGAAGGAUCAGCCUCCAAGACUGCCUGUCAAACAACACAGACGUUCCAGUGUGGAGUCAGACUCUGUUUUCAGCCCCGCUGGGUUUCAACAUCCCAGCUUUGCAUACAGCGAUGUCUUCUCGGAGCCCACCGACUGUCAUGCAGCCCAGUGUCCCAUCCACCAGCGCUACGAUCCGUUCAAACACCAGACGAGAUUCUUCUCCGAUGGCACACCACCUCCUGUUCCAAAGAAGAAGCUGACCCGCGCCCUCUCUCUUCCCGGCAUUGAUCCACCUGCAUACUGUUCCCUCUCUCCACUCUCUCCUCUGCAAAGACUUCCUCAGAACUUUGACAACCCCCUCUACAUGAUGGCACCGAUACCUGAUACUUCUACGCAUGAGGAGACUCAAGACUUGAAACCAGCCAGAAGAAGCCCUAUUCCCUUGCAGCCCCUGUCCCAGCUGUCCUUUGAUACCCCAGAUGAACACCUAGCCUCCGUCUUUGGGAGCUUUGAGGACCAGCGUGUUGUCUCAGGGAGGAUUCAGCAUCGUCAGCUGCUCUUCCUUCGAAGCAUGGCUCAGAGCGUUGAGGAGCGCAGCAUCCUAAAGGUGAAAGAAAAAGAAUGCGACUCAUAUGAGCCUCAGGAUUUCCUGCUGUGUGAGGGUAGCAAGCCAAAGAAGAUCGGAGGCAAGACCUACUACAGCCUCCAGAGCCCAAAGUUCCCCGGGAGGGUUCUUGGUUUGAGGGCAUGCAAAGGGACGAAGAACGCUCCAUUGACUCGUAACAAAGAAAACCUGCACGCGAAUGUGCAAGAUGCCAUCGCUUAUUUUCAACCAAGCAUUGAUAAGGAAAGCGAAACCAACACAACGCAAGAUCUUUCCACCACUGGAGAGUCAGACUGCAGGGCUCCUGAUCCACCAGACGGAGGCAGCAACAAGAAAGCGCCUUGUUGUCCCAGCAUGACGUCUCUCACAGUCAACUCUCUCCUUCAGAGAGGACACUGUGUGAGUGUGGAACGUGAUCUGCCGCACGCCACCCUGGAGGACUUUGUUCAGGACAGCUGCUUGGUGCAGCCCAGCGACUGUCAGAAUUACAACAGACAGGUGUGUGUUCUGGUGCUGCAGGUCCUAAUGGGUUCACACCACCUGCACAGCAACAGUGCUGCUGCAGCUGAGCUCAGACCCAGAGAGAUCCUUCUGGUCUGGCCCGGCAGGCAGAGAUGGAAAGGGAGAGAUGUGCUGGAACAGGAUGGUCAAAUAGGUUGGGUGCAGGAGUUAUGGAGGAAAUAUGGCUGUCCUCGUGUGCUAGUGACACCACAGUCUGCUGCUUUGGCCCCUCAGGCUCUGACCUCCAUUAAAUGCCAAAUGGGAGCCCUAAUUCAGUUCUGCCUGCGCCCACAAGAAGCUCACAAAGACCCUACUCUGUCUGUAUACCGAACAGGGCUUCUUCAUUUGUCCUCUCUGCUUCAGAGUGAGAGCGGUCCCCAGAUGACGGACAUAAUAGCCAUGGUGCAGGUGCUCCUGUGGGGGCCACGGGUCUCCAUAUCCAACCACAGAGGCUCCUUGUCGCUCACGGCUGUGCAGAACUGGCUGACUGUCAAGCGAGCCCUGCUGGUGAUGAAGCUGGCAGAGGUGGGACUGAUCCAGGAUCAGUCUGGCGUGGACUGGGAGGACUGCAUGUGUCUGAAGUAUCUGCCAUUUACUGAUUCUGAAACGGUAAUGGGUGCAGCUAUGCAGCUUUCCAACAUCCUGAGCUGAAUUUAGCAAGAUAUUUUUAGAAUCCAUCAGGAGCAGAGGACAAAAUACUUCCAGAGAGGUUCAUCCUUCCUUUAGCUCCAAUGUUCAUAUUGAUGUAAACUGGUCUGAUAAAAUGUUUAAUUUGUCAAAAUAAACAUCAAAAAGAUGAGAUCUGUCCCCGAGCAAGCCUGUUAGUGAUCUCAUGUAUUUAAUAUCUAAUUUGCACUUGUCAAUAAACCAACAGAAAUGCUGCUACAAUGCAAAGCAAGAACACACUGCUUCACCUCCCUGAAUGUAGCUGCAGAACCUUUCAGUGAAUUAAAACAGAAAUUAUGGUUAACUAUACAGUGCUGGCCAGUACUCUGUUUUAUUUCAAUUAUGCAUUUGAACUUUGUAUUUUUUUUAAGCACACAGGGUCAAAUUGUAAUACAGAUCUAAAAAACAAAGUAUAUGAUGAAUACAUUUAAAUUAGUGUUUCAACUAAAUUACACAGGGUUGAACACAUGCACACCUCUCCACAAAAUAUGUAAAGAAGCAAACACUUUUUGUAACCAUCAAGCUUCUAGUAUAAUUCUAGCUGAAAAUUUUGACAUAGUAAUAAAUGGUACAUUCACCUCAGCUUAAGAAGACGCUUGGACAUUACCGCUCCUUGCUUUCAAAUCGAAGCACAAUGUACCUGUCAAGCAGGACAUGAAAAAUAUGAAGACUACCUUGAAAUUCAUCCACUCCAAACUCGGUUCUGGACAAAUCAGCCUUAUGAUUAAGCCUGUGAAUAUUUCAUGCCUUGAUAGUCAGGUCUCUACCAAGAAACCAAUCGAUUUAAAUUAACUACCAUUUCUGUUGUGAAGAAUUGUUAAAUGUCCAGCCAGAGGUUUGACUAUACAGAGAGUUGGCUUUCUCUGCAGUAUGCUAAAGGACAUUUAAAUUAUUAGUGUAGUACGAAUAUUAAAAAAACCUGCAUGCAAACCUUGCCAAUCUGAAAAAAAUGUAAAGAGAAGCAUUCAAAGCUCAAAAUGAUGGGCUUCAUGCCCAUGAGUGUAUAGAAUCUUUCGGUCAGCACUGUACAGCAUAUUAUACUACAUUUAACCCCAAAUUACUUUUUUUACAUGUCUAAAAUGUCUUCCUUCAAGUUUCACAUUACAAAACAAUAAUAUCCACAUGAUAAACUCCCCCAUCUGUAAAUUUGAUCCCACACAUUGCUCUGCAUCACCUAAAAACCUUGAUUUUAUCAAGCUUUCACCGACAUUACUCAGCCGACCACACGUCAAGGUGAGCACUUUUAUUUAGUCGUUACAACAUGCAGAUCUCUACCAAGUGGAUCAAAGCAAACUAAAACCAUGCACACAUUUUAAAAAUUACUAAACAGGAAAAAAAAUCAUAAAAAUCAACUGAUAAUUACUAUGAAAACAUCUACUUACAUGAGUACGAUUUCAAUUUAUCUUAAAUAUACUGUGGAGAUAUUCAGGAAUCAGGGUUAGGAUGGACAAGAACAUUAUUAAACGGUGGUGAGGAUGUAAUGCCCAGAUAUCAUGCAGGCUUUCUGCUUUACAUUCCUGCUCUAUUCAACAUCUUAACUCUAGUGCAACUUUUACUGAAACACAGCACGCAGUAGGUAAAGGCAAAGGAAAAUCCACCAA
Xiphophorus maculatus (southern platyfish) is the source of this 3617-nucleotide messenger RNA. RefSeq names its product pseudopodium-enriched atypical kinase 1-like (gene peak3). Gene Ontology annotation, biological process: protein phosphorylation. The transcript is spliced from 4 exons. Gene Ontology annotation, molecular function: protein kinase activity. Gene Ontology annotation, cellular component: focal adhesion; actin cytoskeleton. Lineage: Eukaryota; Metazoa; Chordata; Actinopteri; Cyprinodontiformes; Poeciliidae. Bases 241 to 2001 code for a protein of 586 amino acids. The record is from RefSeq and is a predicted model, not a curated record.